Molecule: messenger RNA, 1253 nt
Organism: Magallana angulata
Lineage: Eukaryota; Metazoa; Mollusca; Bivalvia; Ostreida; Ostreidae
Product: leucine-rich repeat-containing protein 51-like
Exons: 5
Coding region: 149-772 (207 amino acids)
Molecular function (GO): protein binding
Source: RefSeq, a predicted model, not a curated record
AACGCUCCCAUUAAAAGCUCAAGAGGAUUUAUUUGGGUCGUCCCAGCAACCCAAUCGCGUCAAAGUGUUUCAAAACAUUAUGUGAAAACCAAUUUUAAAAUAAUUUUUACCCAUUUUGAAAUAUUCCAAACACUGAAAAGGAACAGACAUGUCUGCCAGUGUUGUUCCAUACACUCCUAAAAAGAAGUCAGAUGCUUUGCCAUCCAUAGAUGCUACCAAUGAAAUACAAGAUCCGUUGGAUUUUUCAUUUUGUCGAUUAAACAAAGUAGAAGAUGCUUUGGAUGAAGAGCCUAGACUGUCUCCAAGGAAAGAUGCCUGCACAGCAGAAUCUGGAAAGUCUUUAAGUCGCUGUCUUCGAUUAAACAACAACAGUCUUCAGAAUAUUGAACGCCUUGGGGAAAUAAUUAAUGCCAAGUUUGAAAAUCCAAAGAACAUAGCUUGGAUAGACUUGUCAUUUAAUGAGCUGACAACUGUAGACCCUGUAUUAUUAGAAUUUACUGAGCUUCAGAUUCUGUAUCUACAUGGUAACCAAAUAGCUGACAUUAAAGAAAUUGGCAAGUUGUCUGGCCUUCCAAAAUUAAGAAAAAUCACACUCCAUGGAAACCCAUUGGAAAAAGCUAAGGGCUACAAGUUCCAAGUGUUGGCAAUGGUUCCUCAGCUUCAAGCAAUUGACUUCAGUCGUGUAACAAAGUGUGACAGAAAAACGGCAGAAGUCAGGAACAAAUUGAACAAUGCUCCCAAGAAAAAGAAAGAGAAAAUUGAUGAUGACUAAAAGUGAGGUUUAAAGGGUUCUGUUUAUCAAUAUAAACAUGUUAUUUUGUACCAACUUUUCACCCCAUACUGUUUUUUAUUUUGUCCUUGAGGCACAUUAGAUAAAUAAAUUGUAUAUGUAAACAACAUACAUUAUCUGGUAAUGUAGGAUAACGCUUUUAUCUUGCAUUUAUUUGAUAAAUUUACAAUGGCAUUUUAAAGAUUUAUAAUAAAAAUAUUUGGAGAGAAUCUAUGUUUUAGGAGGAGGCCAUAUUGAUUACUGUGAUAACUUCAGUUUGUUAUUUUGUUGAAAGUGAACAAUGCCAAGUAUUGAGCUGUGUUAGAUGUUGUUGAUGAUGUUACAUGGUUCAUGAAUAAAGUCACAAUGUACAUUCAAUCAGACAACCUGGGUUUUUAUGUAUCCAGUCUUAAUUGUACAUGUACUGUGAAGACUCCCUGCAGAUUAAAAUAUCGUUCACUUUUGUUGGUGUCUAAUACAUUUA